AUGAAAAUAGAAAUUGACAUAAAGAAAGGGAUCGGCACAAAUCCUUCAGAGCUUGAAAUGCAUAAUGAUAUAGAAAUCCUUUCUACUACUAGAGACCAGUUUUACAAUGACUACAAGCUUAACAAAAUCAAAUGCUGGCACAUUCCUGGAUGCACAAUAAUUGGAAUUGAGCUAAAUUUCAUCAACCCAAGAACAGGCGAUUUAUUAUGUCCAGGCCCACAUAUAGGCUACGCUUAUGACGAAAGGGUGACUUCUGCUGAGCUAAUUCUUGGAUAUGACGAAUAUUUAACUGAGCUAAACGGCUGCGCCAAAACAACAAUUGAUUUUUUGCAUUUCCAUACUAAUAAAGGCAGAUACGCAGAGUUCGGGAAUGCUUUAGCACUAGGGGCUUUUAAAUAUAAAAUAAUUAUAUAAAUUAAAAUGGCGUAGAGAACCAGCCUGCCCUCUUAGCAUCUGCAGCUGGGGCAAACCAGGGACCUUUUGGAAGGAAGAAUGGCGCUCGGUGAUGUGUAUCCGACGUUUUUCUUGGUUUGAUGGAACGCAAUGUCGGAUUAGGCUGAACACAGCUGAUUCCAGGUCAAGGUUUUUCCUCUUGAGGAAAGUGGAUACUUGGAGUUUGAAAGAGAAAGCUCAGUAAGACACUAAGGGCCAAUUGGGCAAUUUCAAAUCACGAUACAGGAGUUAUGCAUUAGGCUGCAAGUUCUAUCUUGGUUGGCAACUCGACCAGAGAUUUUGUUUUUUCGAAUUUCUGUAAGGGCAACUCAAGUUAGGUGUGCAGCAUAGUGACCCAACCCACUAACUCUCCAGAGUGCUCGAAAGAGACGAUGGAGGCUGCUAAGCAGCCCAAGGUGGAAAAAAUACCUGCGGGCGCUUCCAGGAGCUUCUCUAUAACUUAAUUAAGCUAAAUACAAAAUACCUAGAGGGUAUUCAAUAUUUUCGCUACUUGUAGGCAUCCGAGACACUCUUAGCUAUAUAGCAGUUCAGCCUAUCCAAAUCAAAAAUAUUCCUUUGGAAUUAUCUCCAGCAUCCGAAAUGGCCCCAACAAAUAACUACCAGCCUUCGACAAUUGUAAAAUCAAAAUACUACGGAAUAGAAAAACAGUUCUCUUUGACUGUAGACGACUUUUAUGCUCUGCAGCUGCAUCCUCACAUUAAAAGAAAAACUUCGAAAAUCAUCGGAAUUAAUACGUCAGCUGGGAGAAGGAUUUAUGGGCUGGAAAUUUUAUAUUGAGGCUAAUUAAAUGGUAAAAUAGUAUUAUUCUUAUAGAUAAAUCAUUUAAAAUAGAGAAUAUAUAAUAAAAAUGAAAAAUUCGAAAGCUCAAGCUAUAAUUAUUCUAAUAGCUCGAGGUCAGAAAAAACGACGUGCUAUUCUUUGCAGAUUGAAGAAAAUGACUAUUUGGUAGGGAUAAGUGGCUAUGUGGAUGGAAAAGGACUAAGCAUGGUAGAAUUUUGUACAGCAAAUGAAAAAAGAUGAAGGUAUGGGAAAGCAAAGGGGGAAGCAUUUGUAAUACCAAAUGAAAAUAGACUUGAAAUUGUGGCGUUGAGAGGAACUUUUAUGAGCACACAGGUACUUGGGGUGAGUGCUUAUUUUGCUUAA
Molecule: messenger RNA, 1596 nt
Organism: Blepharisma stoltei
Lineage: Eukaryota; Ciliophora; Heterotrichea; Heterotrichida; Blepharismidae
Source: the annotation of a GenBank genome assembly